AGUCGUCUUUUUUACGUUUUUCCUCCGUUUUUACGCUCUGAUGGCACGUCUCAUUUUUUAAGCCAGGGAAACGCCGUCCGAGUGAGACGUCUUCGCGGUGUACAACACUUGUGGAAUCUUUGUCUUCCAGCGAUGCUGCUGCAGCUGCUGCUGUGUUUUUUUCUGACAUCUGGCCUGGUCACUGGUUACCGCAGUCCCCUGAAUGACUUCCAGCGCUCGGAGGGCCGAGAGCUGGUCCCCACUUCCUGGAACUCGGCCCACGUUCUCAUGUUGUUGGUCCUCAACGUGGAGGAGUGCGCCGCUCACUGCUCGCUCUCGCUGGACUGCAGAGCGUUCAACUACGAAACGCGGCCGACGGCCACGUGCAAACACCUGCGCUGGGUGGGCGACGGCAGCAACGCGGAGGUGAAGCGCAACGUCAACUGCGACCUUUACGAGAAAAAGGUCUAUGUCCGCAAGUGCAUCGUGGGUAAAGGAGAGGACUACCGGGGGAAGGUGUUCACCACCCGAAGCGGACUCACCUGCCAGCAGUGGUGGUCCAAGUUCCCUCACGAUCACAGGUGGACUCCCUCGCCCAGCAACGGCUUGGAGUUGAAGUACUGCAGGAAUCCAGACGGGGAUCGCAUCGGGCCGUGGUGCUACACCACCGACCCCGAGCGGCGCUAUGAGCGCUGCAACAUCCCUCAGUGCAAAGAUGAGGUGUGCAUCACAUGUAACGGCGAGGACUACAGAGGGCAGGUGGACCACACCGUGAGUGGCAGGGAGUGCCAACGGUGGGACCAGCAGUACCCUCACCAGCACAUCUACCAGCCUGAAAAGUACCCCGAUAAGAGUUUAGACGACAACUACUGUCGUAACCCCGACGCCUCGCCCGUGCCGUGGUGCUACACCACCGACCCCGACGUGGAGCGAGAGAGCUGCGAGAUCAGCAAGUGCACUGAGGUGCGCGUGGAGAAGCGUCAGCGCUCCAGCUUCACCACCAACUGCUUCCGCGGCCGCGGGGAGGACUACCGCGGCAGAGUCAACGAGACCACGUCGGGCAUCCCCUGCCAGCGCUGGGACGCGCAAUAUCCUCACGAGCAUCCCUUCUACCCCAACACGUACGAAUGCAAGGGCUUGGAGGAGAACUACUGCCGCAACCCGGACGGUUCCGAGGCCCCCUGGUGCUUCACGUCCGUGCCGGAGAUGAGGACGGCGCUCUGCCUGCAGAUCAAGCGCUGUGUGGACGACAUCGACGCAGAGGAUUGCUACCACGAAAACGGGAGAAACUACCGAGGCAUGGUGCGCAAAACUCGCAAGGGCAUAACCUGCCAAAAGUGGAACGUCAACACGCCUCACCGCACCAAAAUAAAUCCCAGGACGCAUCCCGAGGCCAACCUGACCGAGAACUACUGUCGUAACCCAGACGGGGACCAACACGGUCCCUGGUGCUACACCAUCGACCCCAAAACGGAGUUUGACUACUGUGCCAUCAAGCAGUGCGCUGGAGAAAAAGUAUCCCUCACGGAACCAGUGGAGAAGGUUGAGUUCAGCGAGUGUGGGCAAAGGGAGGACCGCUUCCAGAGGAGCAGGUUACGCAUCGUAAACGGCAUACCCGGAAACUCGCCGUGGACGGUUAGCCUCAGAGACAGGAAAGGAAACCAUUUUUGUGGAGGAGCCCUGGUGGAUGCCAGAUGGGUGAUCAGCACCAAGCAGUGUUUCUCCUCCUGCUACGUGGAUCUGCCCGGCUACUCGGCCAUGAUGGGCACCUUGUUCCGCGACCCGCAGGACGGCGAACCCGGCGUGCAGACCAUCCCUCUCACCAAGAUCGUCUGCGGACCCUCCGAGUCUCAACUGGUCAUGCUGCAGCUGGAAUCCCCGGCCCAGUUUAACGACCGCGUCUCUCAGAUCUGUCUGCCUCCCGAACGCUACAUCGUGGCUGAGGGGACCGUUUGCGAGAUAGCAGGAUGGGGCGAGACCAAAGGCAAGUCCGGAGACGAGACCGUCCUCAACGUGGCCCAUAUACCGGUGCUCAGCAAUAAGGACUGCAACAAAUACUUCCGAGGUCGGGUUCGGGAGAACGAGAUGUGCACCGGCUCCUUCCAGGGAGGGGUCGGAGCCUGCGAGAGAGACUACGGCGGCCCGCUGGCGUGUCAGAACCACGGCUGCUGGGUCCUGGAGGGCGUGAUCAUCCCCAUGCGGCGCUGCGGACACCCGGGCCAACCCAACAUCUUCAUCCGCGUCUCGGUCUACGUGGACUGGAUCAAGAAGGUCAUGGGCUUCGCUUAGGGAAGCGUGGAAGGGAAAAACUUAUUAUUUGACGUUAUAAUGUUUUCUCCUUUUUUUAUUGUUAUUACAUUAAAUAAUAAGAUACAGUGGUACCUUGACUUAUGAGUUGGAUUCGUUAUGU
Molecule: messenger RNA, 2389 nt
Organism: Phycodurus eques (leafy seadragon)
Lineage: Eukaryota; Metazoa; Chordata; Actinopteri; Syngnathiformes; Syngnathidae
Gene: mst1
Product: macrophage stimulating 1
Exons: 18
Coding region: 133-2268 (711 amino acids)
Biological process (GO): proteolysis; regulation of receptor signaling pathway via JAK-STAT
Molecular function (GO): serine-type endopeptidase activity; receptor tyrosine kinase binding
Source: RefSeq, a predicted model, not a curated record